GGCCCACAGUGGGCAUGGAGGCGGCACAGGCUGGAGACUUGACGCGCCGGCAGGAACUUCUGGCGCCACCUUGUCUGGACACCGAGUCGCUCCGGAAGAGUCGACCCCCCGCGCUGGAGCCUGGAGCCCUGAGAUGCCUCACUCCCAAUAUCAGGUCUCUGUGGCCUACAUGCCAGGACUCGGUCAGCACUGCAUUGCCUUUCCUCCAAGAGAAAGAAAAGGGACUGCCGGGUUCCCCUUCGCCGGCCACCCAGGUCCUGGGGUCGUGCUGGGAGCUGAUGGUCAUAGGAAUGUCAGACCACCUGAGUAUGGCCAGGAAUCCCAGGGGCACACAGUGCCCUAACCUGGAAAUUUCCAGUGCUACUUCUCCUGCCUCACUCCAGAGAAGACCACGGAAGCAGCUAAACCCGCGAAUGGGUAUUGAGAAGGUGGACCCCAGGUUCAAGGGGGUAACUCUGGAGUUCCAGAUCCAGCCGGAUUCUAGCCUCCAGAUUGUACCCACCUACAGCUUGCCUGGAAGAAGUUGUUCACAAAAGCUUCCUGCAAGCCCUUCCAAGGCUCUGGCCAGCCCAGGAAGCAGUGAGGCCCUUGGGCCCAGGCGGUGUGCUUCUUGUAGAACCCAGAGGACUCCACUAUGGAGAGACGCUGAAGAUGGGACACCCCUCUGCAAUGCCUGUGGCAUCAGGUACAAGAAAUAUGGCACCCGUUGUUCCAGUUGCUGGCUGGUCCCAAGGAAAAGCAUCCAGCCCAAAAGGCUCUGUGGCAGGUGUGGGAUGUCCCAGGACCCCCACCUCAGCCCAACCCAGGAACUGUAAGCCCUUCUUUACCUAGCCAAGUCAGCUUUGUCUCAGUUUCUCUAUUGGAGACAAUGGAGGCUGACAGGGAUCCCAGUGGGAGAGUCAGGCCUCAGGCCCAGAGUCCCACCUGUGGGGGGUCACCUACCCUCUGGCUUCCCCUUCCCCACUCAGUCCUGGAUGAACCCCAAAUAAAAGAAAAUCAUUUCAGAAAUG
Messenger RNA from Mus musculus (house mouse), 1010 nucleotides. RefSeq names its product zinc finger, GATA-like protein 1 (gene Zglp1). Bases 15 to 815 code for a protein of 266 amino acids. Gene Ontology annotation, cellular component: nucleus. NCBI's taxonomy places the organism in Eukaryota, Metazoa, Chordata, Mammalia, Rodentia, Muridae. Gene Ontology annotation, biological process: regulation of DNA-templated transcription. The transcript has 5 exons. The record is from RefSeq and is marked validated. Gene Ontology annotation, molecular function: sequence-specific DNA binding; zinc ion binding.